Leguminivora glycinivorella is the source of this 1020-nucleotide messenger RNA. Its product is annotated as trypsin delta-like. The coding region runs from base 220 to 978 and encodes 252 amino acids. Gene Ontology annotation, molecular function: serine-type endopeptidase activity. NCBI's taxonomy places the organism in Eukaryota, Metazoa, Arthropoda, Insecta, Lepidoptera, Tortricidae. The transcript is spliced from 4 exons. The record is from RefSeq and is a predicted model, not a curated record. Gene Ontology annotation, biological process: proteolysis.
AGUCGCACGCUCUUACCGCUAGGCCACCAGUUUUCCUAUUUCAAUAACUUUUAGAAACUAUAAUGAAUUUAUUGACAAUAGUAAAGUUGUAAUAGAUUGUAAAGUUUCUAUCGAACAAGCUCUCGUACUCUUUUAUCUUACUCGAUGAACAAUAAACUUUCAAUAUCACUUUUUGCUUCAAUGACCUUUCCGAGUGAUAAGUAGUGCACUGAAUUGACUAUGAUUGUGCCGGAACUCUUCAAUAUUUUACUUUUAUUUAUCACAACAUGUCACAGCGCGAUGGAAGGGUUUAUCGAAGGGGGUGCUUACGCGAAAAUAGAGAAUUUUCCACAUUCCGUGUUUCUGUACAUGAUAUGUAAGAGCCCACAAGUGUGCGGCGGAUCCAUUUUGACCCAGAAUAUAAUUUUGACAGCGGGACAUUGUUUUGAAAAUUGUUCAAUUAAGGGUAAACAGAUCAUAGCUUUUGCAGGCAGCGAGAACACUGAUGAGAUGCUAGUCUCCGAUGACAUCAACAAGUUUCGCAUCCACGAAGACUAUGAUACGAAGGGGCUUUUCAACGACAUAGCCAUAGGUUAUUUAAAAUCUGACUUGCCUCUCGGAGACACCAUGAAGCGAAUCAUUAUUGGCAAGAGCUUUCCUGGCGUUACCAUGGCUAAGAUAGCGGGGUGGGGCGCAGUUGAUGAAGGCACGAUGCAACAAACCCAGAAAUUGAAGAUGGUGACACAGAUCCUACAACCAUUUACUGCGUGUCUUGAAGUGAUUAAACUGAGAGAAGGAAUGAUGUGUGCUAUGAACAGCGCAAGGAAUCACCCAUCGCACGGCGACUCCGGCAGCGCACUAAUAUCGAAGAAUAGUCAGCAGAUCGGUCUGGUGUCUUUCCGGACCCCGAACAGGAAAGAAGUGGUCAUUUACACAAACGUGUCCUACUACUAUAACUGGAUCGAGGAGCAGACGAGACACCUGCAGUGCGCGGAUUGAGAAUGACUUUUUAAACAUGGCGGCCAGAAUGGACAAAGAUUA